GUCUUCGAGAAAGGACAUCAUGCAGUUGUCGGUAUUUGUUCUUGCCGUUUGUGUCGGACUCGCCUCUGGCCAGGGAUUUUUCGGAGGUGGCGCACUACGCGGCCUGGGCAACGUUGCUGGAGGAGCUGCUAAUGGUCUCGCAGGAGGUGUAAACACUUUAGCUAGCGGAGCUCAGCAAGGUUUCAGCUCCAUAAGCGGAGGCCUGGCCCAAGUUCCAUUGCUCAACAAUGUCCAAGACUUUGGCGACUUUCUGCAACAAACUGGUAAAACUUAUGCCAGUGCAGCCGAGCAAGCCCUCCGUCAGGGUGUCUUUGAGGGCAGCCAAAAUUUAGUGGAUUCUGCAAAUGCUGCUUUCGCCGCAGGAACCUCAACCUUCACUUCGGCUGUGAAUGCCUUCUCCGAUUUGACCCAUCUGGAGUUCUUGAAACAGUUGACUGGCUUCAAGAAGUCUGCCGAGGGCGAAUCGAGAGUUGCUGCAGCUCGCCAAGCAGUUGAAGUGCCAGCGGAGCCCAUUCCGGAUUCAUUUGAUUGGCGUGAAAAGGGUGGAGUUACUCCUGUUAAGCACCAGGGAACUUGCGGAUCCUGUUGGACUUUCGCCGCUACUGGAGCCAUUGAGGGUCACUUGUUCAGGAAAACUAACCAAUUGCCAAAUCUCUCCGAGCAGAAUUUGGUGGAUUGCGGCCCAUUGAACUUCGGACUCAAUGGCUGCGAUGGUGGAUGCCAGGAAUACGCCUUUGCCUUCCUCAAGGAAGCUCAACGAGGUAUUGCAUCGGAAGCGAAAUACACUUACGUAGAUAAGCGUGAUGUCUGCUCAUACACGGAAAAACAGGCUGAGGCCUAUGUCCAUGGAUUGGCUACCGUUACCCCGAACGAUGAAGAUCUUCUUAAGAAAGUCGUCGCCACAUUGGGUCCCGUGGGUUGCUCUCUGUUCGCCGACGAAGCUUUGCUGCACUACGAGAAGGGCAUCUUCAGCAAUGAGACAUGCAAUGGACAGGAACUUAACCAUGCAGUGCUCGUGGUGGGAUAUGGCAGCGAAAAUGGUCAGGACUAUUGGACUAUCAAGAAUUCUUGGGGCGAGAAUUGGGGUGAGAGUGGUUACUUCCGUUUGAUUCGUGGCCAGAACUUCUGCGGCAUUUCCUUGGAGUGCAGUUAUCCCAUUGUAUAGAAAGAUUGAAUGCAAAUUAAAUCGGAACUAUAAUUUUAAA
Drosophila willistoni is the source of this 1205-nucleotide messenger RNA. RefSeq names its product procathepsin L. Gene Ontology annotation, molecular function: cysteine-type endopeptidase activity. Gene Ontology annotation, cellular component: lysosome. The record is from RefSeq and is a predicted model, not a curated record. Bases 20 to 1165 code for a protein of 381 amino acids. NCBI's taxonomy places the organism in Eukaryota, Metazoa, Arthropoda, Insecta, Diptera, Drosophilidae. The transcript is spliced from 4 exons.